This is a messenger RNA of Salvelinus sp. IW2-2015, 1530 nucleotides long. The record is from RefSeq and is a predicted model, not a curated record. NCBI's taxonomy places the organism in Eukaryota, Metazoa, Chordata, Actinopteri, Salmoniformes, Salmonidae.
GUCUUCAUUGUUUGUCUGUGUAUCUAUAUGUCCUCAGUAUCACCUAUAACGGGUCGAUGGAGAGUCCAGUUCCUCUGUACCCCACUGACUGUCCCCCUCCUUACGAAUUAGUGAUGGGACAGAGAGCAGCUAGCCAGGCCACGGUGUUUGACAGCCAUGGGAACGAGCUGUCUGGAGAGAGGGCCACAUCCACUGCCUUCAGCGGAGAGGUCUCCAUGGACAGUGGUUCUCUGUUGAUGUCGGAGAUCAUUGACAUCCCAGAUGACUCCUCACCUUCAGAGGACUCCUGCCUCGUGGGGGUGAGGGCUAGGGGGGAGAGAGGGAGCACCGGGGGAGUGGAGGGGGGAGACGGGGGAGAAGGAGGGGAGUAUGUGAGCUUCCGUGGCCCCCCUCCCCAAGCCCCGGAGAGUCCCCUGGUAGAGAGUCCCCUGGUGGRCCCCAGGGCCAGGCGAUGCUACAGAGGAGAGAGGUCCAACUCCUGCUCCUCGUCUAGCACUGCUACAGCUACAUACAGGUCUCCAGUGUUGAGGCGACAGGCUAUGUUGGCCAGUAGUUGUUCCCAGUUGGAGCUGCUAGGGGGCGCCACCUCUCACCAGCGCUCCUCUAUCCUAGAGAAACGAGUCGGGCCUUGCACCCCUUUACGACGCGGUUCUGCCUCUGCCUCUGCAGCUCCUCCCACUUCCUCAUCCUCAGCUGUCAAUCAGCAGGGUGGUCAGGGCAACGGGGUGCCCCUCCCUCUACAGCCGUUGUACCUGCGUCGUCAGGGCGGAAGGAGCGAGAGGGGGGAUAGUGACGGUCUUCUGCCCCUAGUGAGGUCACACAGCGAGCCUGGUCUCAGCUCUUCUGCUGAUACUGUUGACUUCAGUGGUGGCUCAGUGGGCAGUAAAGGAGUGAGGGAGAACUCUCAGACCUCUACAGACACAGGUCCGUCCUCCGAGGCAUGCCUGCUGCCCCGCUCCUCUCUGGUGCCCCYCUCAGCCCUCCUCCCCAGGAAGGGCAGUGUGAAGGCAGCCACCAUGGGGCGCACCUUGCCCCUCUCCAAAGGCCCCGCCAACUCUCCCUUGCACCUGCCCAAAGAAUGCAACCGCUCUCUUGGGGACCUCAAGGUGACGAGGGGGUUGGUGGCUCGCUUCCUGCAGCGCUCCAAACGGAACCUGGCGUCCGCCGCAGAGCAUUCUGGGAACACGGGACAGGGUCAGAAAAGGAGAGGCGGAGUGGAGGGCAACGGGACAGGCCAUCUCCCUUUAGAGCAGGUGUUACGUAAACUCCUGGGGGGCCCAGCCAGGGAUCCACCCCCCACAUCCCUCAUCACCGUGGUCACCACCACUCCCAUAGCGACAGCCGCCACAACCGCCGUCAUAGCAACCAACCCCCUGUGACGGAGGGGAUCCACUUGCGCAGCUGCGGCGACUUAAGCUCCUCCUCCUCUGCGUCGCUAUGGCGAUUACUGACGGCCAACCCCCCUCACGGGUCAUCAGGGGCACUGUACACAGAGUCAGCCCUGUGAGAGGGGGAGGAGGGAGGAAAGAU